Cynara cardunculus var. scolymus (artichoke) is the source of this 615-nucleotide messenger RNA. Its product is annotated as 60S acidic ribosomal protein P1-like. Bases 99 to 434 code for a protein of 111 amino acids. Gene Ontology annotation, molecular function: protein kinase activator activity; ribonucleoprotein complex binding; structural constituent of ribosome. Gene Ontology annotation, cellular component: cytosolic large ribosomal subunit; ribosome. Gene Ontology annotation, biological process: cytoplasmic translation; translational elongation. The record is from RefSeq and is a predicted model, not a curated record. The transcript is spliced from 4 exons. Lineage: Eukaryota; Viridiplantae; Streptophyta; Magnoliopsida; Asterales; Asteraceae.
ACCCUAGGGUUUUCUGGAUCAACAGGACCGGCGGCAAACUUCUUACUUUCUAGGGCUCACACGCUGCGAAGAAAUUUUGUUCUUCAAUUCAGAGAAAGAUGUCGAUCGGUGAGCUUGCUAGCACUUACGCUUGUUUGAUUCUUUCUGAUGAUGGCAUCCCUAUCACUGCUGAGAAGAUUGCGACCAUCUUGAAGGCAGCCAAUGUUCAAUGUGAAUCUUACUGGCCGAGUUUGUUUGCUAAGCUAGCAGAGAAGAAAAACAUUGAGGAUCUCAUUGUAAAUGUUGGUGCUGGUGGCGGUGGCGGUGCUGCACCUGCUGUAGCUGCUCCUGCAGCCGCUGCUGGAGGUGCUGCCGCUGCUCCUCCACCAGAAGAGAAGAAGGAGGAACCCAAGGAAGAGAGCGAUGAUGAUAUGGGAUUUAGCUUAUUUGAUUAGAAGCUUUAUAUUGGUAUGCUUUAGUUAAACAGUCAAUCUAUUGCAAGACUUUGAGCAGUUAAUCUUAGCUCUGCCACCUAUUUCUCUUUUGCGUUCUUGUAGGAGUUUCGUACUGGGUUUGUUUAAGAAGCAUUUUUGUCCAAUCGUUUUAAAUUUCAGCUUGAAUAUACCUUUUUUACUU